Messenger RNA from Phyllostomus discolor (pale spear-nosed bat), 3108 nucleotides. RefSeq names its product family with sequence similarity 83 member C (gene SACK1C). Gene Ontology annotation, biological process: epidermal growth factor receptor signaling pathway. NCBI's taxonomy places the organism in Eukaryota, Metazoa, Chordata, Mammalia, Chiroptera, Phyllostomidae. The record is from RefSeq and is a predicted model, not a curated record. The transcript is spliced from 4 exons. The coding region runs from base 279 to 2501 and encodes 740 amino acids.
UGUGCUGAGGGCCUGCCACUGACGUUUUCCUGGGAAGGCAAGUCCCAACAGCAGGCGGACAGGUGAGGCUGACCCAACAGGUUCCAGAAGCCAGGGGCAAUGGGGCGGAGCAUAGCUCUCUGACAUAGAGCAGCAACGGGGGCCCGCCGCACACACAGGGCAGGCAGGCAGGCAGGCAGGAAGGAGCCGGGUUUGCUGGUCUCUUCUUCCUGGUGCAGCCAGCUUGGGGUGCAGGCCAUGGGGCCUGCUGGAGGGUGACAGCAGCCCAGUGGGCAAGCAUGUUUGGGGGCCUGGCAGCCCAGGGCAUGGCAGGACCUCUUCGGGGCAGGGUGGAGGAGCUGAAGCAGCCCUGGUGGCGGGAGAGCUCACCGCUGGUGCUGCAGCACAGCGAGGCAGCCCGGCUGGCGGCUGACGCCCUCCUGGAGCGGGGCGAGGCUGCCUACCUGCGGGUGAUCUCGGAGGAGCGGGAACUGCCCUUCCUGAGCGCCCUGGAUGUGGACUACAUAACCAGCCAUGUGCGCGGGGGCCCUGAGCUUGGUGAGGCCCAGGGGCUGGAGGCUGCAGGGCCUGACCGCCUCAGCCUGCUCUCUGAAGUCACCUCGGGCACUUACUUUCCCAUGGCCUCUGACAUAGACCCCCCGGACCUGGACUUGGGGUGGCCCGAGAUCCCACAGGCCACGGGCUUCAGCCCCACCCAGGCUGUGGUCCACUUUCAGCGGGACAAGACCAAGAACAUCAAAGACCUGCUGCGGUUCCUCUUCAGCCAGGCCCGCAAGGUGGUGGCCGUGGUGAUGGACGUGUUCACCGACAUGGAGCUCCUGUGCGACCUCAUGGAGGCCUCAAGCCGGCGCGGUGUCCCCGUCUACCUGCUCCUGGCUCAGGAGCACCUGGGGCACUUUCUGGAGAUGUGCUACAAGAUGGACAUCAAUGGGGGGCACCUGCUGAACAUGCGUGUACGGAGCACGUGUGGGGACACAUACUGCAGCAAGGCAGGCCGCCGCUUCACGGGGCAGGCCCUGGAGAAGUUCGUCAUCGUGGACUGUGAGCAGGUGGUGGCGGGCAGCUACAGCUUCACCUGGCUCUGCAGCCAGGCCCACACUAGCAUGGUGCUGCAGCUGAGGGGCCGCAUCGUGGAAGACUUUGACCGGGAGUUUCGCUGUCUGUAUGCUGAGUCUCGGCCCGUGGAGGGCUUCUGCAGCGGUGAGGACCCCAGGGCGCCGUGCCCUCCUCCGGUGGCCCUGACCUUCGUGCCCAGCGUCCCAAGCCCCAUGUCCUCACCACCCUCCAGCACCAGCCUCAGCAGCAUCAAGCGCUCCCCUCUCAUGGGCCGCUCCUCCUACCUCGCUCUACCAGGAGGCGGUGGCUGCAGUGACACGGGUAUGGGAUCCACAUCCCUAGGCUCUGCUUGUCGCAAGGCCAGUGGCCAGCCCUCCCUACAGCGCCAGCUGUCAGAUCCUAACCGUGGCUCCCCUCCAGGGCCCUACAGGGCCAACCUGGGCAAGCUGGGGGCUUCCCCCUGGUCCCAGUCCUCCCCUGCCCUCAACCACAAUAGCAACAGCCACUUGACUCCAGCAGUGGGGUCACCUCUGCCUACUCGCCAACGGUCCUUCCUCCCCUUGUCCCGGGGUGUCCUCACCCUCUCCCGGCUCCCAGAGAAUGGGUUCCCAGGAAGCCAGGAGCCUAGCCCCCCACGAGGUCGCAGGGUACCUGGCACAGGCCUGGAGACCGUGGAGGAGAAGAAGGGGUCUCUGAGUCAGAGCCAUAGCCAGCUGGACCUCCUCAUCCCCUUCCCCAGAGCCCGAGAAGCAGGAGGCCCUGAUCUUGGGGUUACCUCCAACUCAGACCCCAUUUGGCUUGGGGAGCAUGCCCGAGAGGACAGGAGGUUAUCCUCAACCCAGAAACACAACCAGCUGGAUCUCCUGCCCCGGGCUCAAGGUGCUGGGUGUGCCCCUGAGCCAAGUCCCCCCAGGCCUGGCAAUGGGACCCUUGAGGAUAAGAGGCUGCCUCCAAACCACAGCCAUGGCCAAUUGGACCUCCUGGUACAGUACCCCAAGGCUAGGGGCUCCAGAGUGCUCCCUGAAGCCAACUCCUCAGCCAGGGCUGGCAAGCAGGGUCCAGAUGAGCGACGGCAGACCUUGGGCCAUAGCCAGCUGGACCUCAUCACAAAGUUUGGCCCAUUCCGGGGCGAGGGGCCUGGGCCCAAUAGUGUCCCAGGACCAAGCCAUGCUCGCAAGCCUGGAGUGGGCUCUGGGGAUGAGAAGCGGCUGACUCUGGGCCACAGCCAGCUGGACCUCAUCACCAAGUAUCAUCAAUUACAGGGUGCCAGACAGGGACCUGAACAUGACCUCCCCGGGGGCUCCACAGGUGGCCAUCGCAGUGGCAGUAGCAAUGGCCCAUUUGAGGAUGAGAAACGGAUGACACUGGGCCAUAGCAAACUGGACCUCAUCACUAAGUACAACAAGUCCAAGUUCAAGGUGCUCCGAAGCCGCUUUGAGUCCUAGUCUUGCUCCCAGCGGGGAUAUGUCCCUCCUCCGUCUGCUGAGACUCUAGGUCCUAGACUUCGGGGUGGAAGCUCAGGCAGAGGUGGCACGGGGAGGAGAGGGUGUCUAGAAGCCCAGGUUAGACAAACCCUGGGCUCAGGAUUCUUGCUCACUACACACACACACACACACACACACACACACACACGAGGGCAUACACACGGGGAAACAGAACCCACAGUUAAUGUCAUUUUUCACUGUUACUACUUCUCAUCCUUCAUCUUCAGUCUUACAAGACAGACCUCCAGUAGGUAAAACACCCUAGGAUCAUAGGUGUAAUCUUCCCUAUUUUAUAAACGUGGAAGCUGAGGCCCAGAGAGUUGAUGACUUGCUUGGAAUCAGGUCUAAGUAAGUGCCAGAGCAGGCACCCACGCCUGUGUCUCUGACUCUUAUGACUGGUUUUGACACAGACACAACACACAAUAUCAACAAUUCAUAUGUCCCCAUGCACACGAAAUACACACAUCACACGGAUGCCUCAAAUGCCUGCACAAUACACAUAGCACACCAACAGGGUUCAUGUUCACAGGCUGCACACCCAUACACACCAUCAUGUUGUUUGGCUAAA